CAUAUGAGUUUAUAUAUUCCAAAAGGACAACUCACAUUCGUGGAUUGGUGGCCUCUGAUAAAUCCUAGCGAAAUGGCGUUCAUUUUGAUAACUUAUCCUAUUUGUGUUUUGAAGAUUGGCCCAAUAAUAACGGAAGGAAGGAGCGCAUUCCAAACAAAAGGAAUUCUCAUAUUUUAUAAUUCGUUCAAAGUUAUUAAUUCAAGUACUUUAGGCUAUAAGUUUCUCUUAUAUAUUCUUGAGAAUGGAUUGUUUCCAAGCAAAUGUGAACAUAAUAACCUAAAAUUAUACAUAAUUGCAUCAUUGUACUGGAAAUAUAUGGUCACAAAAGUCUUAGACCUGUUCGAUACUGUAUUCUUCAUAAUUCGUAAAAAAUACGACCAUGUUACAUUUCUUCAUAUGUAUCACCAUGUAUUUAUGGUGGUUAUCGCAUGGUUAUGUUUAAAAUAUGAUCCUUCUGAUCACUGGGCUUUUAUGGCUAGUAUAAAUUGUAUCAUCCACGGAAUUAUAUCCACUCAUUAUGGUAUAACGUCUUUAGGACCUGGAUACGAGAAAUAUAUCUGGUGGAAAAAAUAUUUGACAUUAGUGCAAUCGAUACAAUUUGUACUAGUAAUAGCACAUUUAAUAGUGCAAGUUUUCAUCUCGGCAUGUCCGCUACAUAGCAGCACUUACUGGAUAGGCUUGGCAAACUUUAUUCUAUUUAUGCUUCACUUUACUGACUUCUACAACAAAAUAAAACGAGCUCAUUGUAAUAAAGAAUUUAUGAAGUUCUUUUGCUAUAAACAACUUCAUUAG
Molecule: messenger RNA, 792 nt
Organism: Galleria mellonella (greater wax moth)
Lineage: Eukaryota; Metazoa; Arthropoda; Insecta; Lepidoptera; Pyralidae
Product: elongation of very long chain fatty acids protein AAEL008004-like
Exons: 5
Coding region: 4-792 (262 amino acids)
Biological process (GO): fatty acid elongation, monounsaturated fatty acid; fatty acid elongation, saturated fatty acid; sphingolipid biosynthetic process
Cellular component (GO): endoplasmic reticulum membrane
Molecular function (GO): fatty acid elongase activity
Source: RefSeq, a predicted model, not a curated record